Molecule: messenger RNA, 629 nt
Organism: Limulus polyphemus (Atlantic horseshoe crab)
Lineage: Eukaryota; Metazoa; Arthropoda; Merostomata; Xiphosura; Limulidae
Product: carboxypeptidase M-like
Exons: 4
Biological process (GO): proteolysis
Cellular component (GO): cell surface
Molecular function (GO): zinc ion binding; metallocarboxypeptidase activity
Source: RefSeq, a predicted model, not a curated record
AGACUUGUGGGUUAUUAUUGUUUCGAAAAAUCCCCGUGAAGAACCAGAGCUGAAACCCAAUAUUAAAUAUGUCGCCAAUAUGCAUGGCAAUGAGGCGGUAGGAAGAGAAUUGAUGCUGCAUCUUAUUGUUUAUCUCGUCAAGAAUUACCACACUGAUGACUACGUCCGUUGGCUUCUAGAUAACACAAGGAUUCACAUCAUGCCAACCAUGAAUCCAGACGGUUUCGAAGUCGCGAAAGAAAAUCAAUGUUCAGGAGGUCAAGGAAGAUACAACGCUCGAGGGUUUGACCUUAAUCGGAAUUUCCCCGACUACUUCAAGGCCAAUGACGUAAAACAACAGCCUGAGACCAAAGCUGUUCGAGAGUGGAUUGAACAAAUUCAGUUUGUUUUAUCGGGAAAUAUCCACGGGGGCGCGCUAGUUGCAAGCUACCCGUUUGACAAUACUCCUAAUUCAGUUUUCAAGUCAUACAGUAGUCCCUCUAUCACACCCGAUGAUGACGUGUUUCGCCAUCUAGCGGCAGUAUACUCAUUUAAUCAUCAUAAUAUGCACUUAGGCCUACCCUGUCCUACUGGGACACCAGGAUUUAAAAAUGGAACUACAAAUGGUGCAGCUUGGUAUCCUUUAACAG